Paramormyrops kingsleyae is the source of this 4593-nucleotide messenger RNA. RefSeq names its product nuclear receptor subfamily 2 group F member 5-like. Gene Ontology annotation, biological process: regulation of DNA-templated transcription. Lineage: Eukaryota; Metazoa; Chordata; Actinopteri; Osteoglossiformes; Mormyridae. The record is from RefSeq and is a predicted model, not a curated record. Gene Ontology annotation, molecular function: sequence-specific DNA binding; DNA-binding transcription factor activity; zinc ion binding.
UUCAGUGUCACUUUCAGCAGAUCCUGCCCUGUGUUUCUCGGAGAUGGAACCUACAGCCUACGGAUGAAAUGGGACUGACUUUCAGUUUUCACAUCUGAACCACUCUUAUUACGGACUUGGAAAUGUAUGGUUCGCAAAGACGCAUAUUUACGAUUUUCUAGGUGGUUUAAAGAUUUCCUCACAUGGUGUAGCCAGACAAAAAAAUAAUUAAAAACUUUCUGCCACCGCUCUUGGUGUAACUGCGAACCUCGACAGCCGUUUUGAAAUUCCUUGAUAUACUUAAUAUUUUUGACAUGUCAGUAUGCUGAAAGUUUAUGUUGUGAAACUCUGUUAGGUUUAAAAGUAUGAUCCUCAAUACAUCUGCAAAUCAGAAAACCUGUUAGACUGCAUGACACAACAAGGAAAAUCCGUGCAAGGAAUUUCGGACAUUUUUUUUUUUGCCCAAAAUUCUUUCAUUGAACUGUUACCCGUGUGGGACGGGACCUCCUGUAUCGAUCGCUGUCUGAGAUCCUGGGACUCCCUAAGGUCGAGCGCUUAGGAACUUUUUAGGAGCGUGUUUCUGCUUGCCUGAUACCUUUCUGAAAGUAAAGGAGUCGUUUUGGCUUACGUAAUAUGAACGUUGGUUUCACGAAUAUUCCAAAAGGACCUAAUACCAUCAGAUUUCUCGUUACAGAAACGGUUAUCAUCACUGAUAUUAUCGCGCACAAAAAAUAAGAUUUCAUAUCUGGAAGAAAACGGAAGCGUAUUUCAUUUAUAUAUAUAGUUCUUUUGGUAAGGCGUUUCAGGACGGAUCUCCCCGCGCUACGGAGUAAGACUGCAUUUGUGGCAAAGUGUUGUAUGGUAGCAUGGCAAUGGUAGUAAACCAGUGGCAAGAUAACAUUUCUGCAGAUCCCGGGUCCCAGCUCCAGAUUUGCGGUCAGGAUUCUGGAGGGACACCGGGAACACCGUCUGGUUCCACCGCAGGUAAUGAUGCCCUAUCCGGAGACAAAAUUCCUAACGUGGACUGCAUGGUGUGCGGGGACAAAUCGAGUGGCAAACACUACGGGCAGUUUACCUGCGAAGGCUGCAAGAGCUUUUUCAAGCGCUCCGUGCGGCGGAACCUAAGUUACACCUGCCGGGGUAACCGAGACUGUCCGAUCGAUCAGCACCAUCGGAACCAAUGCCAGUACUGUCGCCUGAAGAAGUGCCUUAAAGUCGGCAUGAGAAGGGAAGCCGUCCAGCGAGGCCGCAUGUCCACCUCCCAGUCCAGCCCGGGCCAGUACUUGAGUAACAGCAGCGAGGCGUACAACGGACAGCCCUACCUGUCGGGCUUCAUCUCGCUGCUGUUGAGGGCGGAGCCAUACCCCACGUCACGGUACGGCACCCAGUGCAUGCAGUCCAACAACCUGAUGGGCAUCGAGAACAUCUGCGAGCUGGCGGCCCGGCUGCUCUUCAGCGCCGUGGAGUGGGCCAAGAACAUCCCCUUCUUCCCUGACCUUCAGCUCAUGGACCAGGUGGCGCUGUUGCGCAUGUCGUGGAGCGAGCUCUUCGUGCUGAACGCCGCCCAGUGCUCCAUGCCCCUGCACGUGGCGCCCCUGCUGGCGGCCGCCGGCCUGCACGCCUCGCCCAUGUCCGCCGAGCGCGUGGUGGCCUUCAUGGACCACAUCCGCGUCUUCCAGGAACAGGUGGAGAAGCUGAAGGCGCUGCAGGUGGACACGGCGGAGUACUCCUGCCUCAAAUCCAUCGUGCUCUUCACCUCCGAUGCCAUCGGCCUGUCAGAUGUGGCCCACGUGGAGAGCGUGCAGGAGAAGUGCCAGUGUGCCCUGGAGGAGUAUGUGCGUAACCAGUACCCGGGCCAGCCCAGCCGCUUCGGCCGGCUGCUGCUGCGGCUGCCGUCUCUCCGCAUCGUCUCCUCGCCGGUCAUCGAGCAGCUCUUCUUCGUGCGCCUGGUGGGGAAGACGCCCAUCGAGACGCUGCUGCGGGACAUGCUGCUGUCCGGUUCCAGCUACAACUGGCCCUACGUUCCCAUGCAGAGGGACCGGCCGCUGUCCCUGCAUUACAACGAGAACGGGCCCUGAGCACGUCUGGCCCCGCCCACCCUGCCCCGCCCCGGUGUCUCCGCCACUGCGCCGCCCGCUACCAUGACUCACAGACCUCACCCCUCCCCGGGCGUCACCCCAUGAAUCCCAGCCAUCGGCAGGAAGUGACACGCCACCCACAUGCCACUGGCGUGUACGGCUCGGAUCAGAAGCAGAACUCUGAGGACUUCUCUCGCGCAAAGCUGGGACAGACAGAUGGGACAUUCAGAGGGUGGAAUCCACCUCCUGAGAUGCAUUGACUGCUUCUGUUCGACUUCCAGCUAAUUAGGAUUAUGUGGGCCCCAUUUGUGCCGGAGAACAAACAUUCAGAAGCUGGAAUGGUUUGAACAAGAUGCUUGUGGCCCAGGAAGGGAUUGGUAGACACUUCCAGUCUACAAGAAGAGGAAACCCGAUAUGCUAAAGUACUCCAGCCAUUACUGCUAGUAACUGUAAACACAGGCCUACAUCCCUCAUUUGGUGACACUGCAACUGGCAGUUAGCCAGUGCUGGUGUACAUGAGGGGCUAGGAGCUCACCAUGCUGUCAGAACAGGCUCCUCUACGGCAGAGCUGCAGAUGCGCUCUCACUCUGCGGCAGGGUUAGGCUGGUGCGACCGGGGCAGCCGGAAGCAUGCUCAGAUACUGCCCCAACUCCAUGAAAGUCAUGCACUGUGUCUCAGUUUUGCAUAUUAGAGCACCGCACAUCAGAAGGGCCGCCGCCAACAUGCCAUCGCGCGUACGUGUCGGCAGGCGUGUCCGUGUGUAGCGCUUGGCAGUGAGCGGAGCGUGCCGCAGAGUAUGACGACGUCAUCGUGUUACCUUUACCUCAGGGUAGCUUAGCCACCCAUUUGCCACGUUUGAUAUUUUAUUUUUGUGAAUUUUACUUAAAGCUACUGUUUUUCCACAUGUACGGUCUGUUUUUUUGUGUGUUGAUUUAAGAAGGUAUCUGUCUGUGGCAUAUAGUCAGGGCGUGAGGAUCACUCAGGAGGACACAGUUACUACAACACUAGCCCUGGCAGCUCGUCAGCUCAACACCUUCCUCACACGUAAAAAAUAUGUAAAAAUGGGGGACUUAUGUAGAAUUUCCCCACACGGGAUCAAUAAAGUAUACCUGUCUCUCUAGUGUUAUAAUGUUCUCUCAUCGUGUUGCAAUAUGGUCCUGCCGCUGCCUGCUAUCAUUUGUCGACCUUUUGUCCGUUUGUACAGCUUAAAAUCCAAGCAGAGUGUGCGUGAAACCGUGCAAAACAUCUGUCCAUGAAGAAAAUACAAUGUACUAUACAUUUUUGUACGGUACCAGACAUGCUGACACAGACAGUAUUUCGUUUCCAUUAUGUUACGAAUUUAGCAGGACUGGUCACUGCUGGCCAAUUAUUUGAAGCUAAACCAACUACUUAAUUCUCCGGUUUCCUUGGCAGUAUCUAAAAUUUUAUUAGGUACUGGGCAGGAUCUACUCAGAACUGCUUCUUGGGUAGCUGAGUUUGUUAAUAGACGCCUUUUUGCACACCACUGUUGUGCUGUUAUUUUUGCACUUACGGUCUUCCUGUUCGUUUUUAACAAGCCCGGUCAUUUCCCUCUCUCGUUAACAAGGUGUUUCCAGCCUCGGAAAUACCAUUGACUUGCUUUGUGUUCAUCACGUCGUUUUCUGUAAGCUCUAGGUACUACAGCCGUACAUGAAAAUCUCAGUAUGAUGGCAGUUUCUGAGAUGCACCAGUAAUCAUAUCACGUUCAGAAUCGCUUAGACCAGCCGUUUUAGCUGUUCCAGUGCUUUAGUCGAACAGUAACUGAACUUCUUGACCCUCGCGUCUGCUGUAUGUACUCAGUUGCGGCCACAAGAUUUGCUGCUUGCAUUAGCGAGCAGGUGCACAGCAUGUAAAGCAACAUCAUUUUAAAAUUCGUUUCUUCUGUUGCUUAAAAACAGAAAUAAAAAAAAAGCGUAGUUAGAAAACCUCACGAUAAGUCAAAUGUUCUAUCAACAAUGGCAGCCGAAAUAACUAACACAUAAAUGGUCAGAUGUAUUAUCUAGCUGGCUGAAUGUAUUUGCACACCUGAAUGGACACCAUCCGUUUAUGCGCUGCCGCGUUUCGUUUCGUUUGGCAGUCGGCAUGAGCGAACGCUUCCCGGUGACGGACGCUAUUCUUACUCAGCUUUUUUAGGGUUCUAUCAAUGUUCUCCGAAGUCCCACACUCUCAGUGACCUCCUGCACAUUCAUGCUGACCGUAGCAUGCGGUGCUCUAGUAUUAUAAGCUGGGACACAAGCAUGUACCUCUUCACCUCUUGCAGUGCACAUCAAAAACACUGUCAUCUGUAAUUAUUUACAGAAUGAAAGCAGCACGGGCGCUUUUAUAUGACAUCACUACAGAACCACAUCAACGAAAUACACACUGGGACAGCAAGUCAUCGAGACUCUGGUAAACUGGCCCUGCCUGACAUUAUAUUUAGUUCCAAAUGUUUGAAUUUUUUUUUUUUGUAUAUUUUCUGUUUGCAGUAUUGUCAGUAUGCAAUCACUUAAAUAAAAUUUGUCACUGAGAUGAGCAUAAA